GACGAAGACGGCGGGCCCACUAGGUUGAUCCUGAAGAUAGACGAAUGACCGCGACAUGAGACCAGGGAUGACGGUGGCAUGGGAUCGAAGGAGGAAUGGACGGGACCGUAGGACGCAAGUUUCCGGGCUGUCGUCGGGAAGGGCAACGAGACAGGCCGACCCCAGAGCCGACUAGACCUCGCGAUGACCCAACCAGGCGAGCCCUGGAGGUGGCCAAGGACGACGCUGGAGUCCGGAAGACGGGAGGGCCAAUCCGAGACCAAGCCGAAUGGUCCGACCAUGCAGGAGCUCGAGAACCGGGACUUCGGAAAGGCCGGGGAGAGUGACGAGGCAACUGCUGCUCUGUUCCGGGGUCGAACGGUGACACUGAAAUUCCCUAAGUUCACCGGGCAGGAGGAUCUGUCAGGUUGGAUGGCACGGGUUGAAAAGUACCUUCGGUACCAGGAUAUUUCGGAAGAACACAAGGUGACUCUCGCGUCAUUCCACAUGGAGGAUGACGCGAAUCAAUGGCUUGUGUGGAUCGAAGAAGAGUUCACACAAAGCGGGAUGGAUAUGACGUGUGAGGACUUCCGUGCCGAGUUCUGGAAAAGGUACGGGUCAACUGAUAAGGCUGUCGAGCAUGAGGCUCUUGCAAAAAUUCGACAGACAGGGAGCGUGGAGGACUACCAACAGGCUUUCGAGAGAUUGUUGAACCGUUGUCGGGGGUGUAGCAAGGAAGCAGUAAUGGGAACUUCUAUGGGAGGACUCAAGCCGGAGAUUUCAGCAUACAUCCGUGCAUUUGAGCCACACAACACCAGGGAGGCGAAUCGUUUGGAAAAAAAUUCGCGAGGAGGAGAUCAGGAUCUAGCGCGGAGCUGUGAGAGGCGCAACACGGGGAACCGUGGUGGCUCCUCACGAGGCUUCUCCCGCGCCAGCUCUGGUGCAGGCACCCGCUCCCGCACCACCGAAUCGGGGACCACCGCCGGCUCGGAGGAGGGUCAUUUGCCACUUGACACCUGAGAGUCAGACUCUCAUCAUCAGCCUGCUUAAAAGUAACAAUCUCUUCUUGCCUCUUCAUUGCCAAGGCAGGUGGGAAGUAUUUAUCCAGAAAGACAUUCUCAAGCUGAGCCCAUGUCGUGAUGGAAUGUGGUGUUAAGUUCUGAAACCAGUGUGAUGCAUUCCCUAUCAGAGAGAAUGAGAACAUCCGAAGACUAAUUGCAUCAUCAGACACAGUUGGGCUCUUCAUCGUAUCACAUAUGCUCGCGAACCGACGGAGAUGUUCGUGAGGAUCCUCAUUGCUAGCCCCGGAUAAAGUAUAUCCAUUGGUGAUCAUAUUGAUGAAUGCAGGGUAAUUUCCAUGGUUGCAUCCCCAGCCGGAAUGACAACACAUGAAGCUCGGGCUCCAGUCCGUCGAUUCAAACGAGCCCUGAUCGAUCGAUCCUCGUCUGCCAUGAUGUCUGGCUCAAUGUCACGAGGUGGUGGUGUCGGUGGUGUAGGGACGACAGGUGAUGAAGCCUGCCCUCUCUGUUGACGAUUCUUGGUUAGGGAAGGCCUAGGAUUUGUGGUUAUGGUAGGCUGCUUCCCUAACUUGACCUGCUUCCUGUUCUGUCGGCAGGUCUUCUCGAUCUCCGGAUCUAGUGGCAGUAAAUUGCUGAUCGUCCUCCUUGGCAAUGCACGAGGAGGAUAAACCUGAAAAAUUCAC
Molecule: messenger RNA, 1681 nt
Organism: Linum trigynum
Lineage: Eukaryota; Viridiplantae; Streptophyta; Magnoliopsida; Malpighiales; Linaceae
Source: the annotation of a GenBank genome assembly